AUGAAAAAUAAAUAUAUAAUAGUUCUAUAUUUAUUUUUAUUAAUAUCACAAAUUUAUUGUGUUCCUCCAAAAUGUAUAACAACAAAAAAUGUUUAUACAAAAAGUCAGGUGUUUAUAGAUAAAGAUGGAGAAAAGAAUGUUGAAUGGUGGGUUUUAGAACAAUUGAGUCAGAGUCAAGGUGCUAUUUAUACUGAUAAUGAAUUAAAUGGGGCGAAUCCAGUGAUUAAUGAAUUAGCUUAUUAUAAUAUUAGGAAUCCAGAUGAGCCAAACCCAAUUACAUCAACAUACAUACAGAGUUAUCCAAAUAAGUCUGGUAAAACUAUAUAUAAUAGUUUGACCUAUAAUGAUCAACCCAGUAAUAGUGGUAAUAGUGCACAUGCAAAAGGAUUUUUCAUUUGGAAUGAAGAAGGGGGAAUUCAUGUAAUUCACAGUGUUCCAAAUUCUCCAGAAACAGGAUAUAAACCUCUUUUUAAUUUCAAGGAAAAUACUUUAAAGAGUCAACACGCGCAGCAUUCAAUUUGUAUAACUUUGUCAAAAGAAGAACUUCAUAUUAUUCCAAAGUAUAUUAUUUAUGGUAAUUUAAAUAUUCAAACCAUUAAUACAGUUUCUCCAGGUUCUGGAGCAAAAAGGGUAUCAUCAGCCAUGUUUUUGUAUUCUCAAGUCCUCAAAGAAGAGGUUGACAAGAAAAAAACAGGAGUCAUUGAUUUGGAUGUAAUUGAUAGUAAAAUUUUGGCAACAAAAAUUCCCAAAACUUUUAAAGAAUUGGAUGGUCUAAUGAGUGAAUAUAUUUUUGAUAAUAAAAAGAAUGAUGGUGAUCCUGAUAUAUGGAAUGGAGUUAUUUAUUUAAAUAAAUGGUCACAAUUGGCAGAUUUAAUUCUAAACAAAGAUAUUACAUCAUCAGAUACAAAUCUAAAACCUAAAGAAACAAAUGUUCACUAUUAUAAAAUUAAUGAGAGUGAUAAAGGAAGAUACUUCAUUCAAACAACAAAUAUAAACCUUUAUAAAGAGUAUAGUGAAAAAAAUAAAGAAGCCCACAAGGAUGGAAUCAAAUUUUUUAUAGUUUGGCAUUUUAUCGAUAGUUCUAAAAAUGAUUUACCAAAUGGUAAUAAUUUUAAAACAAUGGUCCAUACUCAAACAAAGAAAGGAAGAGGUAGAAAUUCAAUUACUCAAGCAGUUGAAUCAAUUAAUAUUUCUUACAGAUUCGAAACACCUUGGUCAAAAGUUAUUAGGGCUGAUUCAGGAAGUGACCAUUCAAAAAUGUCCUAUCAAUUCAAUGAUGUAGAUAAAGUAGGUAGCGGUGGUGGUGGUGGAAUGAUAUGCUUUGGUGAUUUAAAUUGGCAAGGAAAGCAAGAGGCACGUGGAGGUGGUGCUUUUUGUAGUGAUAAAAUGAAAUAUCUUUCUGAAUACUUUUACAGGAGAGUUAGUAUUAUUAGACACCCAGAGGAUAACCAAUAUCUUAAAAAAGAAUCAUUAAGAUUAAAUAGCAUUGCAGGUCAAAAGUUGAAUUUAAAUGUAUUAAUAACUAAAUAUCCAAGUGAUCUCAGAGCAAUUUUAGGUAAGAGAAAGCUAGACUUUGAAACCAAGGUAAAAGGUUAUGGAGAUGAUAAAAACUACUAUCAUUUGAAUCCAUUUAAUAUCGUUUACAAUGAAGAUAAAUUAUUUGCAAAUGAAUAUAACUUUGGAUAUGAAAAUGUUUAUAUUCCAUUAUUAACUAAACUUAUAGGACAAACUACAACAAAUAAAUACAAAUCAGAGUUUUUUGAUUUCAAUGUGUUUCCAUCAGUCAAAGGGGAAAUUAUUUUAUGUGAUGAUAAUGAUGUCACUUGUAGCUUUGAAAAAUCCAAAUCUUACCAAUUGUUUAAAGAUAUCUAUGUUGAAUCAACAUUUACAGAUGUUGAAUUAGAUAAAUUUGAUCAUCCAAUUAUUGAAAUAGUCAAUGAAGUUAUCGUACCAUCAAUAGUCUCACCUUUCCCAGAUAGGAUAUAUGUCGAUUUAAAAACUGUCAAAUUAGUUCAACAAAUCUAUACAAAAUUGUUAUUAAGCACAAAUAAAAACAUCAUUCAAUUGAAAGAAGUCCAAAUGAAAUUAGAACCAUUUGAAUUCUCAGACAAUGAAAAAAAUAAAGAAAUAUGUAAAGCUUAUCCAAACGAUCCAGAUUCAAAAAUCAUUAAAUAUCUUCCAGGUUGUCAAGAUCUUCUCAUCUAUUGUAUUAUCUUAACCGAAAAUAAACAAAAUGUUCUAGGAAAAAUAGACUCCAAUGACGUUCUUAUAGGUGCUUUGGGUGAAUAUACAAAAAAUUUAAAAGAUAUAGAUAAUAGCCAAUGGUGCAUCAAAGAUAAAAAAAAAUAA
Messenger RNA from Dictyostelium discoideum AX4, 2349 nucleotides. RefSeq lists its product as hypothetical. NCBI's taxonomy places the organism in Eukaryota, Evosea, Eumycetozoa, Dictyosteliales, Dictyosteliaceae. Gene Ontology annotation, biological process: DNA metabolic process. The transcript is spliced from 4 exons. Gene Ontology annotation, molecular function: deoxyribonuclease II activity; DNA endonuclease activity. Bases 1 to 2349 code for a protein of 782 amino acids. The record is from RefSeq and is a predicted model, not a curated record.